CUUAUCCUUAUCAACAGAACUUGACUCUUUAUAUCAAAAAAGAAGAAGAAGAAGAACUUGACCCUGAUAUUCCUUCGCUCCAUCUUUCUCUUUUUCUGCAAUCGCUCUUCUUCCAUGGCUUGGUUGCAACCAGAGUUCAAAAAUUGGAUUCCAAUCGGUUGGUGCGACUUUGGUAUAUUACAGACCUUAAAGGGAACAAACGAUGGCAGAGAUUUUGAUUUCCAUUGGGGCAAAGGUUGCAGAAUAUCUAGUGGAUCCAAUUAUACAUCGUGCUCGUUAUUUGUUGUGCUUAAACCAAUUCAUUGGAGAUGUUGAAAAAGCAAGAGAAGAGCUGGAGGGGAAACUAGAAGAUGUGAAAAGGCAAAAGGAAGAAGUUGAUAGAGAAACUAAAGAAAUAAUGCCCUCCGUGCAAAAGUGGUGGGAUAAUGUAGAUGCAAUUCUAGAGGAUGUGCAAAAGCUACAACGAAAGGCUGAAGAAGGAGGAGCAAAGAAAUGUUUUAAUGUGCGACACAGGUAUUCUUUAGCAAAAGAAAUGGAAAAUAAGGCUAAUCGAAUGAAGGAGCUCAAACAAAAUUCAAACUUUGAGCCAUUUUCCACUCGCAUCCAACUUCCAAGCAUGCCUAACUUUUCCACCAAAGACUUUGUGGAUUUCAACUCGAGAAAAUCAACAUGCAAUCUUAUUUUAGAGGCCAUUAAAGAUGGCAAGAACAAGAUAAUUGGACUGUAUGGCAUUGGGGGCUCGGGUAAAACCACCUUGACCAAAAAGUUAGGUGAUAAGGUCAAAGAAUUGAAGCUGUUUGACAAUUGCAUCAUUGUAGUUGUUUCAAAACCUCCCAAUGUGCUGAAAAUUCAACAGGAUAUAGCAGAGCAAAUAGAUUUCAAAUUAAAGGAGCAAUUGCAAUUUAAAAGAGCAGAAACAUUAUCUUAUAGAUUAAGAAAUAAGAAGAUUUUUAUAAUCUUGGAUGACGUGUGGAGCAAACUAAGCCUUGAAGAAAUUGGCAUUCCACAUAAUGAAGAUUGUUGUGUCUUGUUAACCACUCGCCUUCGAAAUGUAUGUGUCUCUAUGGAUUGUCAAAGUAUAACUGAACUGCCUCUCUUAAUAGAGGAAGAGGCAUGGUCUUUGUUCAAGAUGCAUGCUAACAUAACCAAUGAAUUGAAUGAUGAGUUUGAUGGAAUUGGAAGGGAGAUUGUUGAUGAGUGUAAGGGUUUACCUAUAGCAAUUGUGACUGUAGGAAGCAUGUUAAAAGGAAGGAGAACUUUUCGAGUAUGGAAGUCAACAUUAGGAUGGCUACAACAUCCUGCAUCGCUAGAUAUUGAAGAAGAUUUGAGGAGCCUUUAUGCAGUUCUCAAAAUAAGUUAUGAUUAUUUGCCGAGUCAACUAGCCAAAUCAAUCUUCUUAUUGUGCUCUAUGUUUCCUGAGGAUCAUGAAAUCCAUGUAGAGGAUUUAAUUCGUUUUGGCAAGGGGACUCUUGAGCUAGAUGAAUGUAUUUAUACAAUGGAGGAUGCAAGGAAUGAGAUUUUAGCAACUAUUGAGAAGUUGUUAGAUUCUUGUUUGUUAAUGCCCACCAAUGAGCAAGCAUGUGUAAAAUUGCAUGAUGUGGUUCGUGAUAUAGCCUUAUGGAUUGCAAAGAAAGAAUAUCAAGCAAUUUUGGUGGAUAGAAAUACAGUUUCAAGCAUGUUGGAUAAAUAUCAAAGUCUGAAAGAUACAAAGGCACUAUCAUUGUGGAAUUUGGAUGAGAAUUUCAAGCUCCCUAAUCAAUUGCAUUCUCCAACACUUGAAAUUCUACUACUUCAUCAUCAAGGGUCCAUUGAUCAUCUUGGAGUGGUAGAAGCAUUAAAAGUCUUGGUCUUCAUAACAUUUAGCUUUAAAUGGACAUCCAGGAUGCCAAAAACUCAAUUGUCAAUUUUGCAAUCAAUUGUGUCAUUAACAAAUCUACACACCUUAUGGCUUAGAGGAAAAGUAUUGGGUGACAUCUCUUUCUUGGGUGAACUUAAAAAAUUAGAGAUUUUUGACUUGCAUGGUUCUCAAUUUGAUGAAUUACCUGCUGGAAUUGUAUAUAUGAAAAAGUUGAAACUUUUGGAUGUGUUUGGUUGUGAAAUUGAGAAAAGUCCUUUAGGAGUAAUUGGAAGAUGUGAGCAACUGGAAGAAUUAUACUUAUGGGAUAAGAAAUCAACUAUCCCAAAAAAUUUCUCUCUUUCAAGGUUGAAGAGGUAUGUUAUUUAUGAUUCUAGAUUCGAUAUUCAUGAGGUUCCUUUUCUAGAAUAUUUUGAUGGUUGUGAUGAAGCAUUAAGAGCUUUAUGUAUACAAGACUUCAAAUUCAAUACUCUGAGUUCAUCAAUGAAAGAUCUCAUUCUUAGAGCAAAUUGCCUUUGCCUGGAGAAUUGUAUGUGGGAUCAUAAAGAUCUAAAUUUAAAGAUAAAACACUUAAUGGUUUCAUGUUGUCGGGAGAAAAGAUUCAUAAUUGAUAACUCUGAUGUCAACAAUCUUCAAACAAAACAAGUAUUCUCCCACUUGACUACUUUAAGAUUGAGAGAAAUUAUUAAUCUUGAACAAGUUUUCCAAGAUUCAUCUAUAGGGUGCUCUCUUCUGAUGUUACAAGAGUUAUUCAUAGAAAGGUGUCCCAAAUUGAGAACCUGCAUCUUCACCCACGCUAUUGUUAUACCAAAGCUGAGAAAACUUGAGAUAUAUGGCUGCGACAAAGUGAAAUGGCUAUUUCCUUAUUCUCUUACUUGUCAAUGUCCUUCACUAGAGGAAUUGUGGAUACACUCUUGCUCUAAACUUGAGAGGUUCAUCGGUGUAGAUGGUGAUGAUAAGAUAAAACACGAGGAUCAAUUACUACAGCACCAAGGGGAGUUCCUUUAUGAUAUGCAAGGUUUUCCAUAUGGGUAUGAGAUUGAGAGAGCAAACAACUUCAAGCAGCUACGAAAUCAGAAGCCCUUGACCUUUUUCCUAAGUUUGAAAUUUCUACAAAUUAGAAAUUGUAAAAGAAUCAAUGAUAUAUUUGAAGUGCGAGUGACGAGAGAAGCACAAGAUCCUAAUUUGAAGCUGAAUUCAGAGUUGUGUAAAUUAAGAUUACAAGAUCUACCAAAUUUGGAAUAUAUUUGGAAGGGCCCCACACAAAUUGUAAGCCUCCAUAGACUUGAAAGAGUUGAAUUGUGGAGUUGCCCAAGAUUAAAAAGUAUCUUCUCUCCUACUAUCCUUACAAGCCUCCCAGAAGUGAGGCAACUUUUUGUAUAUGAAUGCGAGGAAUGGGAAGGAGUAUUUUGUGAAGAAUCACUUAAAAACCUUUCUUCUUCUUCUUCCUCCUCUAAUGUAUGCUUCCCUAAACUCAAUGAGAUUUCAAUAGAGGGCUGCAACAAAGUGAAAAGACUAUUAUCUUAUUCUCUGGCUUCUCAUUGUCAUUCACUAGAGUAUAUGAUAAUACAUGAAUGCUCUCAACUUGAGAGGCUUGUUGACGGAGACAAUGAUGAAGAAUCAGCAAAUGGGGAUUGGCUACCACUGCUUCUCAAACUGAAGGAAUUAACUCUAGUAAUGUUGCCAACAUUGAGAGACAUUUUCACAGGAGAACUUGAGUACAAGCUGGAAUGCCAUCAUGAUAGACACAAAAAGAAGAAUGACAGUGUAAGGCCAAAGGUGUUGAAUUCAGAAUUAUGUUCUAUACAUUUAAUGGAUCUGCCGGAGUUGGAAUUUAUUUGGAAGGCCCCCACUCAAAUUAUAAGCCUCCAUAGACUUCAAGAAGUUAAAUUGUGGAGUUGCCGAAGAUUAAAAAGUAUUUUCACUCUUGCCAUAAUUACAAGCCUUCCAAAGUUGAAGAAACUUGGAGUAAAAGCAUGCGAUCAAUGGGAAGGAGUAUUUUGUGAAGAAUCACUUCAAAACCUUUCUUCUGCUUCUUCCACGGUUUGCUUCCCCAGCCUUGAGAGAAUUGGUAUAUAUGAUUGCAACAAAGUGAAAAGGUUGUUUUCUUAUUCUCUAGCAUCUCAAUGCCCUUCAUUAAAAAAAAUAAUUAUAAAUGACUGCUCUGAACUUGAGUGGGUUGUUCAAGGCUAUGAAAGUGAACAAGUUACUGGUCAUGAUCAGAAACUAUUUCCUAAAUUGAAUAAAUUGGAUCUCAGGAGGUUGCCAAAGUUGAGAGAGAUUUAUACAGGUUAUGAAUUCAAUCACGUAUCUGGUACUAUGAGUAUACAAGAUUGUCCAAACAUAUACAACAUCCCAUUAUAAUACAAUGCCUCAUCAGACUUGGAGAUCAAAUCUGAAAGUCAAGGAUAUAAGAGGGAUAACGAGCUUUGGAUCUUUCGAAGGUUUUCAUUUGUAGUUGCGUUUCACCAAGUGGUGUAUGUGAAGAUGUCUUUGAUUUGUGUCAGACUGUUAGUGUAUUGAAGAUUAUACAAAAACUAAAACAAUGCAUGAAAGAUUGG
Molecule: messenger RNA, 4416 nt
Organism: Prosopis cineraria
Lineage: Eukaryota; Viridiplantae; Streptophyta; Magnoliopsida; Fabales; Fabaceae
Product: probable disease resistance protein At5g63020
Exons: 6
Coding region: 203-4219 (1338 amino acids)
Molecular function (GO): ATP hydrolysis activity; ADP binding
Source: RefSeq, a predicted model, not a curated record